AUGCCUACAACUUGUGUAAGUUGUGGUCGCGUUCGUGAUGUAAAUAUUAAUUUAACCAAUUGGCAAAGACAUGUUAAUGCUUGCAAAAAGCGAAAAUCAUCAAAAAAUUAUAACAACCACACACUGACAGAAUUUUUGAUUCCAAAAAAACCAAAAACUCAUCAGGAUAAUGAUUUCAGUAAAAUUACUAAAGAAAUACAUGUGAAUAACACUGUUGCAACAACAGACAUCAGUAAAGAAAACAGAAUCAAUUGUAACAACGCAGUUGAAGGAUUCAGUGAAAAUAUUGCUGAAUCAUUAUAUAGUAAAAAUGAAGGUAUAGAUUUAAAAGUUGUCACUGAAGAUACCAAUCCUACAGAUUUCAGUAAAAUUACUAAAGAAAUACAUGUGAAUAACACUGUUGCAACAACAGACAUCAGUAAAGAAAACAGAAUCAAUUGUAACAACGCAGUUGAAGGAUUCAGUGAAAAUAUUGAUGAAUCAUUAUAUAGUAAAAAUGAAGGCAUAGAUUUAGAAGUUGUCACUGAAGAUACCAAUCCUACAGGAGAGGCUUUUAUUGAUGCUUCUAAUAACAACUUUUGCUUUGAAGAAUAUAUGCCAAAGACAUCCAAUAAUGAUCCAGCUCUUAUUCCAGAAAAUGUAUCUUCUAAUCAAUUAUCAUAUUUUGUUGAAUUAGGACCAUGUCAACCUAAUCCUUUAGAAUUAGAAGAUAAAUUGUUUGGGUUGCCAAAGGCAAAGAAAACUAAUAUUGUUUCAAAUGGUUCUGGAGAUUGGAAAAAUAUUAGUAGAAUUAUAGAAAACCAUGAAAUACUCCCAGAUCAUUUGCAUUCUGAAAUUAGUAGGAGCCUAUUCUCAAAAAACCUUAGAUUAGAUUUAAAGCUACCCUUGGUGCUUUCUGCGAAUCGGCAAGUAGCUGAAAAUCGGCAAGUAGUUAAAAUCAUUAUUGAUGCAAUUAUAUAUACAGCACGGCAAAACAUAGCUUUGAGGGGCCAUGAUGAAAGUAGAAAAUCACUUAAUAAAGGAAAUUUUUUGGAAUUAGUUGAUCUAUUAGCAAACUACCAUGCACCAUUACAAAUACAUCUUGAUAAAAUUAAUGCUAAAUCCCAUAACCGUCUUACAUUCAUGUCAAAUGUCACACAAAAUACCAUACUAGACAUUUUAAAAGAACAAAUACGUUCUUCUAUUAUAAAUGAAAUUAAAAUGUCAAAAAUGUUUUCUAUUAUAAUUGAUACUACCACUGAUGUUGCCAAUCUUGAACAAUUCACUUUGAUUGCUAGAUACGUUUUUGAAGGGAUUAUUCAAGAAAAACUAAUUUCUCUGGUAACAGCUGAAGAUGGAACGGGAAGAGGAUUAUUUGAAGUAUUUUGUAAUAUUUCUAAAAAAUAUGAUUUGAAUUGGAAAGAACAAUUAUAUGCUCAAUCAUAUGACGGAGCAGCAUCGAUGCAAGGUGAAUAUUCAGGCCUCCGCACAUUAAUUCAGCUAGAAAAUCCAAGGGCAAAAUACAUAUGGUGUUUUGCACACCGCUUAAAUUUAGUUAUCGUAGAUACAGCUGAUUCUAGUGUACACACUAGACAAUUUCUUGGUGAUCUUCAAGCAUUAAUUGGAUUUAUGAGAGCUAGAAAGAGAACAUCGGAGUUUGUUAAGUACCAAAAACUCAUUUAUCCUACUGAAAGAAUCCGUAGAAUAAAAUCAUUUUCCACAACGAGAUGGACUUCUCAUGACCGUGUUAUCAUUGUUAUUUUUGAAAAAUAUAAAGCAUUAUAUGAAACUUUAGAAUGUUUACUUAAGUCAACUGACAGAGUUACAUCAUCUGGUGCAAAGAAUUUUCUGAAUGUAAUAUCAUCGUUUGAUUUUGUUAUAACAAUGAUAUUAUUAAGAAAAAUAUUUUCUAUUACAACACCACUAUCAAACUACUUACAAUCUAAAUCAGUAGACUUUAUUGAAGCUCUGCGUUUAAUCAAUACUUCUAAAGAACAAUUAGCUAAGAUGAGAAGUGACAAAAAAUAUGAGGAAAUGGUAAAAGAAGCAAAACAAUUUGCUAACAAUCAUAAUCUAACAGAAGUAGACUUUAAAGAAUCAAGAAAACGUACUAAAAAAAUUUUACCUGGAGAAAAAGCUUCCGAUGAAGUACAGAGCUCAUCAUUCGACAAGUAUCGAUGUCAUACAUACUUUACAGUUUUGGACAAAGUAAUUACUUCAAUUCAAUCUCGAUUCAAUGACUCUAACAAUAUAUUAAAAGAUUUUACACUUUUAUCACCAGAAAGAUUAAGGAAAUUAAAAAAUGAAAAUCAACAUCUUCCUCAAGAUAGUUUUGCUGACCUAGUGGCUUGGUUACCAGAAAUUGAUAUAAAUCAACUACGUAAUGAGUAUAUUAUUUUUUCUAAAAGUUUUGAUGAUCUUACAUCAGGUAUAGAUUUACCUACUUUGUUGCAUUGCCCAGAAUCAAUUUCAUCAAGUGAAAGUUGUGAAGAAGAAGAAAAAAAUAUAACUCAAGAUGAACAAAUUAAUAUGACAAAAAUUGGUGUUAGUACUAUUCUUUAUACAUUGUCCAAGUAUGAUUUGUCAGCAGCGUUUCCCAAUUUGUAUAUAGCAUACAAAGUCUUAGGGACUAUACCAGUUACAUCUGCAUCUGCGGAAAGAUCAUUUUCCAAAGUUAAACUUAUUAAGACACGUUUACGUUCUACAAUGGAUCAGGGACGUUUGGAAAGCUUAAUGUUUUUGAGCUGUGAAAGGGACAUCAAAAUUAAUUAUGAAGAGACAAUAACACUCUUGGGAAAAUCAUCCGAUGUGUUAAAAAAAGCAUUAUUAUUUAAAUGA
This is a messenger RNA of Macrosiphum euphorbiae (potato aphid), 2817 nucleotides long. Lineage: Eukaryota; Metazoa; Arthropoda; Insecta; Hemiptera; Aphididae. The record is from the annotation of a GenBank genome assembly.